This is a messenger RNA of Galendromus occidentalis (western predatory mite), 2139 nucleotides long. RefSeq lists its product as uncharacterized. The record is from RefSeq and is a predicted model, not a curated record. Gene Ontology annotation, cellular component: plasma membrane. Gene Ontology annotation, molecular function: ligand-gated sodium channel activity. Gene Ontology annotation, biological process: sodium ion transmembrane transport. The coding region runs from base 1 to 2139 and encodes 712 amino acids. The transcript has 16 exons. NCBI's taxonomy places the organism in Eukaryota, Metazoa, Arthropoda, Arachnida, Mesostigmata, Phytoseiidae.
AUGACCGAAGCGAAUCUGUCGGAAAUAGCCUUGGAUCCAACAAACAUCCUUCAAAUCGGCUUUGUGAAUCCCGCGCAAUACUAUUUCGAGUUUUAUUUGAAUACUGACAUCACUCAAGUAUCGUACUCCAUCCUACCAAGCCAUAUGUGUUACACCAUGAAUUGGAGAACAGACACUAAAAUGGAAGCUGUACAUCAAAACAUCAUCGCUUUCGAGAUGAAUAUGAUGGUGUCCUGGCCGGACGAUGAGCACAUUCAGACGUCGCCCUAUGAGCUGACCCUAGGCUUUCACUACGUCGAUACGAACACGGCGGGACAGAGGCAUGCCAUCGUCUUACGCCCGUCGGGUGACUACGUGUUCGGAGUGAUCCAGGAAGGGACCCGGACAUUGCCACCGCCGUAUGACACUAUGUGCCGGAACUAUACUGAGACGCUCACUUUCGACGACGGAUACACGGUGAAAUCGUCCCGAGACAUGUGCAACGAAGACUGCAAAAUGCAGGUGGUUCUCCGGGUUUGCGGGUGUCUCAUGUCGAACUACAUCUACAGGAAUAAAAUUAGCGGGAACGUCUGCGACGCGAACGCGACCGAAAACUGCGUGCAAGCUCAUGCCCGGGAAAUGUACACCAAGAUUUGUCCGACCGAAUGUCCCGCCGCCUGCAGAGAGGACACGUACAAAGCAACGCAGUCCAUCUGGCGUCAAAUCGGAUCGGAUGACAACGAUCUGAAGUACGUGAAUGUCAAAGUUAUCGUGACGUCUCGUCAAGUCGAUGUCCUGCAUUUCGUUCCCUUGUUGACGUCCACCCAGAUACUCGGGAUCAUAGGAGGUUACAUCGGUUUUUGGAUGGGGCUCUCGUUCUACAAGGUAGGAGCCCUUUGUGCCAGGAAAGUUCAAGUCAACGCCUACCAGAUGUUUUCUAUCUUGACAAUCAUGCAUUACCUCGUCGUUCAUAAGUCAUUCAAAACGUGUCUCCUGCUGAGUACGAUAAUUGCAUGCAGCGUGAGUUGCAUCCGCGAGUUCCACGAGUACAGAAGAUAUCCUACUACGGUCUACUACUCUCAGGACUCAAUAGACAGAGCCGCCUUCCCAGCGACGACUGUUUGUCUUCUUGACGGAAUUAACUACAGCGAUAUAUGCUCUACGUACCUGGGCGAGAACUGCGCGAACAGAGAACCUAAUUUCGAAUCCAUGGUCGGGAACGACAUCGUGCUCAUGAAAUUCAUAAUUAACUUCACCUACCUCGCCGAAGAAGUUGUGAGCGACUGUACGAUGGAGUCUCGAUCGGAUCUCUGCGAAUCCUUCGAUUGCACCGACCUAUGGAAUCGAACUUUCACUUACGUGAAGACAGGAUCCUGCUACACUCUGGACAUGACCACGCUGCCAGAUCAUACGUUCUGGAAGUGUAAAGAGCAGUUCAAAUACAAUUUGAAGUUCAAAGUGAGGAGCUUCGGUGCCAAGGUCGGCGGGGGUGCAACGAUGACAGCUCUGGUUCAUGAACAGAACAGAUACACAUCGGGAAUAAUCCAUUCCUUCCGAUUCGAGCCCGGCAGGAAAUACUACUUGACAGUGGCUCAGUCUCACCUGGUGUCCUUGCCGAAGCCCUACGAGUCGGGCUGCGUGGAUUACGAAAAGGACGGGAGCAACGAGCGUUUGUACCAGCGUUACAUAAUUCAAGAGGAAGAGUGCUGCGAAGCUUGCGUGGCUGCAACUUGGAUCAAACACUGCGGUUGUUUCUCGAAGAUGUACGCAGUGAAACACAAGAUGACUGAAAAUGUGUGCGAUUACGUCACCCAUUUGAAAUGCAUCGACCGAAUGAUUCAACACAAGUGGUCCGUGGGCUGUCAGGGUCGGUGUACGCAAGGUUGCAACGACAAGCGUUAUCGCGGUCUGAUGCACCAGAUCGGAUACCUGAACACUCCCGAGGGCAUCCCGAGCUCUGACCAGUGUGAGAUAAGAGUUUUCUUGGGAUCGACCAGCGUCAAGAGAGUCACGAAUUUAGCGAAGAUCAAGCUGUCGGACUUCAUUCUUUACUUAAGUGGUCAUAUCACAAUGUGGCUCGACGUCUCCAUCAUGGGAUCGGCCCCGGACACCAUCCUGAGCAUGAUGCGCCAUUUCCAAAACACAUUGUUCAGCAUAUGA